Messenger RNA from Ectocarpus sp. CCAP 1310/34, 2073 nucleotides. The record is from the annotation of a GenBank genome assembly. NCBI's taxonomy places the organism in Eukaryota, Phaeophyceae, Ectocarpales, Ectocarpaceae.
UCUCUCUCCUCCCCCUCCGCCCUCCUUCUCCUUUUCGCUGCGCACGGCCCAAUUGCACAACCUCGGCUGGCUGCUUGGCUGCCCGUUCACACCAGCCUGCCGGCAAGCACGACAGAGCGUGAGAGAUUGUUUCUGGCAUGUCCGAUUCAGAACGAAGGAAGAAGGGAUGCUGGCUGACUGACCAUGCGGCGAUUCCCGUGCCUCCUACCAAGCAAGACUUCAUACUGGCGGGAAAUCUGCUAAAACGACGAGGAGGGUUCGGAAAGAUGUCCCAGCAGAAGUGGAAGAAUCGGUGCUUCGUCCUCUUGAAAACGGGCAAUUUGUGUUACUUUCAGGCGGGUUCGUUCGACAGUGUCAAUUUCUGCGAACCUCCACGCGGCAUUCUCACGCUCGACGAGGAUGUGGUAAUAUCGAAGAACACGCCACCUGACGGAGAUGUCACGGGAACCUCAUCGCUUGUCAUCCAAGGAGGAGGGCAGAGAUGGAAGCUUAGCUCGGAAGCACCGGGCGAGAUCAACCGCUGGGAAGAGGCUUUGCGAUCUUUUGUUGAAGGGCCGCCAUCGUCAGAUGAACCUGCCAGAAUUUCAGACACCUCCAUGCGGUCUCCGACAUUCCGGCGUGGCACCAGCAAGAGGUUGUCGUCCCCGCCAAACGGCGUGAAGCACAAAACACGCACACCGUCUCCACCAUCCCAGAACGGUACACGAUCACCGUCGGCAAGAGCCACAGCAGUAGUGAUGGAAGAGAGCGCACAAGGGGGGACUGAAACCCGAGGCGCUUGGAUGCUCGCUUGUGUGUUAACGGCCGUGGACGUGGUGUGCUACUUCCUUCAUCAGCACGAGUUCAGCUUGAAGGUGUUCUAUGCGGCGGUGUUUACGCUGAACCUGGUCAUUGGUUGGGGCAUGCGGAGAUCCGCCGACAGGCCAGCUUCUGGAGAACGCAGCGGCACUGGGGUUCCUGUGAUUCACGGCGAUGACGUCGGGGCUCUCAGAGUUGCUCUUAAAAGGCGCUUCCCGCCCAAGAAGGACACGCAACCUCUUCUCCCGUUAGGAGACGGGAGGGAGAUUCCGUGCGGGGUACCGGUGGCAGGCUCCACUACACAGCAAUAUGAUGACCCAGCGGGGACUUUGACAGCGCCGCACCACUCAUGGAGCAAUGGGAUCGAAUCCGUCUUCCAUGUCCGGGGAAAAGGGUACAUGCAGGACAAGGUGAAGGUGUCACCAGCCGAGUCGCUGUACGACAUGGUGGGGCUGGACAUAUUUUCUACUGAAGCAAGGGUCGGCAACAUGGCGUCGGAAGUAGUCCUGGACACCGUUACAAAAGAUCUGCCCGCAGUGUCUGUCCCGGGAGUUCCUCCAUUGCUAGUUAUCAACGUGCAGCUCCCUUCUGCCUCGCCUGCCCUCAUGACCUCCGCGGAGGAUGGGCCCGGAGUCCAGGGAGCAAGAGAAGCAAUGAAGAACACAGCGUUCCUCUCCAACACGCCAUCAUAGGCGGGUUUCUCACACGACGGGUGCGGUAACCUCGGUUUUUGUCCCCUCGAAAUCCGCAAGGCGUAUCAUACCUUGCUUUUGGAUGGUCCUGACAUAAUGCCCAAUCCCCCCCGAACAGUGUGUGAUGUACUUCAAAAUGAAGGAAUCCACGGCUCGAGCAAUGGAGAAUUUGGCAACUGCGUCGGAGGGCGUGCGGCUGUGGGUUACGUACUGUCAGCGUGUCGGAGUUGACGAUGACUUUCAAGGUAGAUUCAAGGUUACACCACUCCCCCGGUUUUGAACGAGUGCGCGUGUUCUCGAUCUACUACUGCCUACCGAGCGGACUUGAUUCUCAUGUUCUUAUGGUCUUCAUGGUUGACCCGCACAUUCCCGUUAGACAUUCGGUGGAUGUGGGGAGUUGUUGGCGCCAGGUUUUGUUUUAGAUUAUGCACCCCCUCUGUCCGUUCCUUCGUCGAUGCUGGUUCAUGUCCGUGUUCGUUGCUACAGUGCAUCGCCGUGAUCGCGAACAGCGAAAGUCUGGGUCUCCCGAGUUUCAUCACCAAGUACAACGGAAAGCCUGUACUCAUCAACAGGAGCGGACACU